UUGUCCAGAUAGAGUUGAGUCUGAGGCCAGUGGAUGAACAAACAGAAGCUAGAAGAUUCCAGUAAAGGAUGAGUGAGAGGGCCACAUGGAACUGGAACACAGGCAGCUGGCUGCUGGCACUUUGCCUGGCCUGGCUGUGGACGUACCUGGCUUCAGCCUCCUUGCAGCCUCCAAUUCCCACAGGCCUAGUGAAGCAGGGCACCUGUGAGGUGAUUGCUGCUCACCGCUGCUGCAACCGGAACCGCAUUGAGGAGCGCUCCCAGACUGUCAAAUGUUCCUGCUUUUCAGGCCAGGUGGCUGGCACCACAUGGGCAAAGCCCUCCUGUGUGGAUGCCUCCAUUGUCCUGCAGAAGUGGUGGUGUCAGAUGGAGCCCUGCCUGCCGGGGGAGGAGUGUAAGGUGCUCCCCGACCUGUCGGGAUGGAGCUGCAGCAGUGGAUACAAAGUCAAAACCACCAAGGUAUCUAGGGAUGGACAUGUCAUCCCACCCCUGCCCUUCCCCCUUCACCUGGGGCAGAAAAGGAGGCCAAGUUUACCUACAGAAAAUAUCUAUAUGAGCAAAGUGGAGAAUUGA
Orycteropus afer afer is the source of this 572-nucleotide messenger RNA. It is a transcript of the gene TAFA3, whose product is annotated as TAFA chemokine like family member 3. Gene Ontology annotation, molecular function: receptor ligand activity. Gene Ontology annotation, biological process: neuroblast differentiation; negative regulation of microglial cell activation; regulation of neuroblast proliferation. The record is from RefSeq and is a predicted model, not a curated record. Lineage: Eukaryota; Metazoa; Chordata; Mammalia; Tubulidentata; Orycteropodidae.